CUGCUCCUAUUGGUUUAGCGGAAGGUCAGCUGCUGCAGCAGGGACCCACGUGCAGCUACGCGCAUUUCAAGAUCAAGAUGGCAGCCUCCGUGUGUCGGUGCUACGAGCUUGUUGGCAGACGAGCCUUGGCCCUCUGCCCCCGGGCUCUGGUCUCUCCAGCGUGGAGAGGAGAUGCCUACACGUUACAUCGGAGCUCAGCUGCAAACGUGCAGGUGCGAUAUGCUUCAGGACGUAAAGGUUUCCUGGGAGAGUUUGUGGAUAAUCUGCGUCAGGAAUUCAGUAAGAAUCAGGAGAUGAAAGAGAACAUAAAGAAGUUCAGAGAAGAGGCCAAGAGGCUUGAGGAGUCCGAUGCUCUGCAACAAGCUCGCAGAAAAUAUAAAUCUAUAGAGUCUGAGACAGUGAAGACUUCAGAGGUGUUUAAGAAGACCUUUGGCUCCCUGUCAGAGACCGUCAAGGAGGGUCUUGAGGAGGUGAGUCGUACUGACAUCGGGAAGAAGAUCAAGGAAAGUGUGGAGGAGGCUGCCAAGACAGCCAUACACUCUGCUGAGACCGUCUCCAAAGGGGGAGAAAAACUGGGCAGGACCGGCGCAUUCAGGGCCAUCUCACAGGGUGUGGAGACCAUGAAGAAGGAGAUAGAUGUCGGCGAUGCUGGCGCUUACAGAGCUCCCUCGCAGCUAAGGAAGAGAAGCGAUUUCUCCUCCAAAGGAGCCGACAGCGACUCCAGAGUGUUCGAGGCCAAUGAAGAGGAUACGGGUGUUGUUCUCCACAAGGAUUCAAAGUGGUACCAGCAGUGGAAGGAGUUCAAGGACAAUAACGUUGUUUUUAACAGAUUCUUUGAGAUGAAGAUGAAAUAUGAUGAAAGUGACAACGCCCUGGUCCGAGCAUCCAGAGCUGUGACUGACAGAGUCACCGGCUUCCUAGGUGGUCUUUUCUCUAAAACGGAAAUGUCUGAGGUGCUGACAGAGAUCGUGAAGGCAGACCCCACCUUUGACAAAGACUCUUUCCUCAAACAGUGUGAGAAAGACAUCAUCCCUAACAUACUGGAGGCCAUGAUCCGUGGAGAGCUGGAUGUAUUAAAAGACUGGUGCUAUGAAGCUACGUACAGUCAGCUGGCUCACCCCAUCCAGCAGGCCAGAGGGCUGGGGCUGCUCUUCCAGUCCAAAAUCCUUGACAUUGAUAACAUAGAUCUAGCGAUGGGUAAGAUGAUGGACCAGGGCCCAGUGCUGAUCAUCACCUUCCAGGCUCAGGUUGUCAUGGUGAUCCGCAGCCCCAAAGGAGAAAUUGUGGAAGGAGAUCCGGAGAAGGUGAUGAGGAUGAUGUAUGUUUGGGCGUUGUGUCGGGACCAGGAGGAGCUGAACCCUAACGCAGCCUGGAGACUCCUGGACAUCUCUGCCUCCAGCACCGAGCAGGCUCUCUAGGAGGAGGGAGAGUGCAGAUGAAAAGGCAGACAUGGGACACACCAACUGUAAAGGGCAGAAGAUACAGGGAUGUGCCUGGAACACCUGCACGUACUGACUCACACAUACAUAAACAUCUGAGCGCAGAGUUCACCCAUGCUCCUGUGUCAUGCCAAAGACUGUAUUUGCACACACACUCACAUUUCCAAAAUGCCGCUCAGAGGACUCAUGUGCACAUGUAUAUAUUCAUCCACUCUAUGGUGCAAGGAUAUACAUGAACGUAGAGAUAAACUACCGGUAUAUGAUAUGUGAUAGAAAACGUGCUUGCGUCCUGCAAUGUGUGUGUGUGUGUUGUCUCUUGCACCGGUCAGCUCGGUGUUUGGGUUUCCAGGUGGAGCGUGAAUACAGAACAUUUUCGAAUGGAAGGAACCAAGUUUUUCACAAAUUGGCUAAAAAAAUUAGCCCGUGCCAUUCCUUUCAUUGUUUUAUCCAAUGGUAGAGUCCAUCUAUACCAGCCUGGCCGCUAGUUUUAAGAAGACCGGUGGGAAAAAAUGGACAUGGCACCUGUGACUUUGCCCUCUCGUCUCGAGAGAGAUAUCUGAAGACUAAAACUAGGUUUAAUGUGUCAAAUAAUAUAAACAGGAAAUACAAAUUUCAGUUUACACAUGAAGAUCGGUUUACUUGUCACAAGGAGUCUACAAGUUAUGUAUAAUGUCAUCCGUGGCUCUAGAGGGAGAUUUUGAAAAUAAAUAAAAUGAUUUAAAAAUAUAAAAAUAACCCUGAUGAUGUCAUCAGAGUAACCUCAGAUUGGGCUUGAGACAGCUAGAAAGGGUCUAACGAAAGAUGCCAUUUGCAUUAUGGGAAACAGUGUUUUUCUAGUCUGGCUUACGGGAUGUACGGUGCGGGUAUAAAGCCUGACGCGCCUGUCUGUGAGGAUCUGCCAACAAAUGUGUGUACAAUUUGCCUAUGCAAACACCAAAUGUAAAAAGAACUGCAUGUCCACUUUCUGGAGUAUAUCUGGCCCUUCAAUGACGCCUUAACAAACAACACUUUAAAAUCACCAAAAAAAGACACAUAAGGUGAAAUUCAGCGAGACACAGUCUUCAAUGUUUUUAGAGAGAAAAUGGCUGAAGUUUUCUUUUUCUAGGCCAAAUUCCCAUGGACCAUUAAAUGAAAAGCAUCUUAAAAAGGGGCUGUACUCGAAAUACUGGAGAGUCAUUCUCUGCUCAGGACGCCAUUACUCCACUUUAUCUUUACAUAGCAAAUAUUUGUUUGCUGCUACAUUAAUAUUCUGACUAUUGAGUACAGCCCCUUUUUCUAGCAUUGGCUUCAAAAUUCAGCUGAGGUGGUUUCUGCUUGGUUCCUGCUGGCUUUCACAUCAGAAACCUAUCAAAAACAUACAUAGUACAUCAAGUAAGAUAAGGAUUGACCCAUAUAAUAUGGCUCCAUGCUGUGAUGUGUACUGUAGCUCAAAGCGCCCGAGAGAACACAAGCAGCUGGAGAAAACAUGUCCUUGUGUUUGUAUUUGAAAGUCUGCAUACGUUUUCUCAAGUUGUUGUGCAUUGGGCUCCCAGCCACUGUAUAUUCUGUACACCGUCAAUAAGAAGAACUGUAUUGUAUCUCCAUAUUAAUAUAAGCUCUCAACUCCUUGUAAAUAUAUUAAAUGUCGAGUACUGCUUCUUUGGGACCACAUUCAAAUAUGUCAUCAUGGCAGCUUUGUUGUUUGAGGAUCAUUUGCCAUCUCAUGCUGUACAUUUUUCAGCUGUUUGUUUUACUAAAAAUGUUUGUUUUGCUGUUAUGCAUGUGUUUUUUCAUGAGGUUAGUGCUGAAGAUGAAAACUUGAAUGAAUAAGCACAUUACUGUA
Messenger RNA from Sander lucioperca (pikeperch), 3261 nucleotides. RefSeq names its product mitochondrial import inner membrane translocase subunit TIM44-like. The record is from RefSeq and is a predicted model, not a curated record. Gene Ontology annotation, molecular function: protein-folding chaperone binding. The transcript has 13 exons. Gene Ontology annotation, cellular component: mitochondrial inner membrane. NCBI's taxonomy places the organism in Eukaryota, Metazoa, Chordata, Actinopteri, Perciformes, Percidae. Gene Ontology annotation, biological process: protein import into mitochondrial matrix. The coding region runs from base 78 to 1418 and encodes 446 amino acids.